AGCGUAGGCUUCCUUUAGCAAUAGCGGCGCCUACUCCGAUUUCGGCUUUGGUUCAUUCCUCAACUUUAGUAACAGCAGGUGUUUAUUUAUUUAUUCGGUUUAGGGGGUUUUUUAAAAAUAAUAGCUUUUUAUUAAAGUUAGUUUUAUUAUUAAGAGUUUUUACUCUAAGGGUGGCAGGAGUAAUAGCUUUUUUUGAAAUAGAUUUAAAAAAGGUUAUUGCUUUUUCUACUCUUUCUCAAUUAAGUUUGAUAAUAAUUGUUUUAUUUUUAGGUAAUGAGGUUUUAAGAUUUUUUCAUAUUCUUAGGCAUGCUUUAUACAAAGCUAUGUUAUUUUUAUGUUCAGGGGUGUUAAUUCAUGAGAGAGGGAAUAAUCAAGAUAUUCGAGGGAUAAAUAAAGUAUUGAAAAGUAAUAAGUUAGUGCCUAGAGUUUUAUUAGUUUGUAGGUUGUCUUUAAUAGGUUUUCCUUUUUUAAGAGGAUUUUAUUCAAAGGAUUUAAUUAUAGAAAUAGUUUUUUCUUUGAAUUUUAAUGUAUUUUUUUUUAGGUUUAUAGUAGUUUCUGUUGUUCUUACUGUCAUUUAUAGUUUGCGUUUAAUUUAUUAUAGGGUUUUAAUAGGAAAAAUAGGGGGUAGGUUUAAUUUUGUUAGAGAGUGAAAUUUUAUAUAUUUAGUUUUAAUAUUAGGAGGAGUAGGUGUCCUGUUUUUAGGGUCUUUAUUGAAUUGGCUAAUAAUUGAGAAAUUGGAGUUUAUUUUUUUAAUUAAAAGAGUGAAAAGAUUGUGUUUAGUGCUGGUUUUAAUUAGAUUUUUUUUUAUUUUUGUGUAAAUAUGGAUUUUUUAAAAAUUUUAAAAAAUAAGCAAUACAUAUAUACAAGAUUUUUUUAGUUUCUUUUCAAGGGGCUGUUUUUAAUGUUUUAUUUAAUAAAACCAAUUAUAUAGUAUUUUAUUUUGAACAAAUAUUUGAGAGCUCUCACUCUAAAGUUUUUUAUGUAAGUGUGGAAGAUAGAAUUGCAUAUUUGGGUCUGAUUAAGUACUUUUAUUUUUAUUUUAGCUUAAUAGGCUUAUUAUUGGGUUAUAAAUUUUUA
Molecule: messenger RNA, 1077 nt
Organism: Galendromus occidentalis (western predatory mite)
Lineage: Eukaryota; Metazoa; Arthropoda; Arachnida; Mesostigmata; Phytoseiidae
Product: NADH-ubiquinone oxidoreductase chain 5-like
Biological process (GO): ATP synthesis coupled electron transport; electron transport coupled proton transport
Cellular component (GO): respiratory chain complex I
Molecular function (GO): NADH dehydrogenase (ubiquinone) activity; NADH dehydrogenase activity
Source: RefSeq, a predicted model, not a curated record